CUUCCCUCCUAUAUUGUGUACAAAUAGCAACACUGCACGCUUAUACACACUAUCACCCCUACCCUCUUACCGCAUACAUCCCUGGCACCUGCAUCUCUCCAGCGAAGAUCAUUUACCCAAGAGGUAUCUUUUUCUCUCAACAUGCAUAUACGGUUUUCUCUUGCAGUCUGCCUGGCUGCAGCGAUCGCCAUAUCAAGCGCUGCACCAACCAUCAAACGCGCAGAUGUUCUGGAAAACAGGACGGCCGCAUUUGAUUGGGCCUCGACGAAGAUCAAAGGUGUCAACAUCGGCGGUUGGCUCGUUCUUGAACCAUUCAUCUCCCCAUCUAUAUUCUGGGCGCAUAGCACGAACGAAAUCACGGUUAGCGAUGAGUGGACACUUUGUGAGCAACUUGGCAAGGACAAGUGCUACGAGACCCUCAAGGCGCACUGGGAUGGUUUCGUCAGUCUUCAAGAUUUUCAGAAGAUUUCCGGUGCCGGCUUCAACACAGUACGAAUCCCUGUGGGAUACUGGGCAUACAUUUCCGGGGAUGGCGCACCAUAUGUUUCAGGGGCAGCGGAUUAUCUUGAGAAAGCUGUUACAUGGGCUAGACAAACGGGGCUGAAGGUGAUCAUCGAUCUCCAUGGUGCGCCCAAAUCGCAAAACGGAUUCGAUCACUCAGGACACAAGCAAUCUGCGCCAGGAUGGGGCGAUGGCGACAGCAUCCCACAAACACACCGCGCACUCAAAACCCUGGAACAAAAAUAUGCGAUCCCGGAGAUGCAGGAUGUGGUUAUCGCCAUCGAACUGCUCAACGAGCCUGCCCUUAACGCACUGGACGAGAACAUGGUUAAGCAGUUCUACAAAGACGGCUACUACAACUUGCGCGAAAUCAGCGAUACCGCCGUGAUGAUGCACGAUGGCUUCUGGGACCCAUCCUAUUUCAAUGAGUUCCUUACACCAGAGGAUAAUAAUGCCCAAAAGGUAGUGCUGGACCACCACGAGUACCAACUCUUUACGGAGUACGAAGUUGCUCUAACUCCAACCGAACACAAAACACUGACCUGCAACUCAAUUCACAAGUACGACCAAGGCGACAAAUGGAUCAUUGUCGGCGAGUGGUCUGGUGCCAUGACAGACUGCGCACCUCACAUCAAUGGAUUCAAACUAGGGAGUCGCUACGAGUCCAAAGGCAUCGGUUCAUGCUCGGGGAAGAGCGGCAAAGUGAAGGAUUGGAGCGAUGAGUGGAAGAACGAUGUGCGAGGUUACAUUGAAGUUCAGCUCGAUGCCUUCGAGGCUAGAACAAAUGGCUGGGUGUUUUGGAACUUCAAGACUGAGGGUGAUGCUGGCGAGUGGGACCUAUUUCAGUUAUUGGAUGCUGGAGUGUUUCCUCAACCGCUGAACGAGCGUAAAUUCGGUAAGUAUUGUACGAACUUCUAGGGAGGACGGUGUUCCACGCUCGAACGAU
This is a messenger RNA of Periconia digitata, 1447 nucleotides long. Lineage: Eukaryota; Fungi; Ascomycota; Dothideomycetes; Pleosporales; Periconiaceae. The record is from the annotation of a GenBank genome assembly.